This is a messenger RNA of Rubroshorea leprosula, 1805 nucleotides long. The record is from the annotation of a GenBank genome assembly. NCBI's taxonomy places the organism in Eukaryota, Viridiplantae, Streptophyta, Magnoliopsida, Malvales, Dipterocarpaceae.
CUUUCUCGAGUGUCUAGUAACCAGCUCAUGGAAAUGGCAAUCUCUAGGAUUCUUCCUGGUAUUUAUGAAGAGGUGAGACUUAGCUGGGAAAUUGAUCCAGUGUUUCGAGAAAUCUGUAAUAAAUUACAGCAAGGUUCUUUAAAGGAUUCUGCUUACACUUGGUCUGAAGGACAACUAAGACGAAAAGGCAGAUUAGUUGUGGGAAAUAAUGCUACUCUUAGGAGGAAGUUGAUUCAUUUGGUGCAUGAUAGUGCAAUGGGAGGUCACUCUGGAAUUCAAGCUUCCACAAAAAGGUUUGCGCUUUUGUUUUAUUGGAAAGGCUUAGAGAAAGAUGUGAGGCAGUACAUAAGGCAGUGUGAUGUAUGUCAGCGUUACAAACCAGAAAAUACUCCAACUCCAGGGCUAUUGCAACCUCUGCCAAUUCCUGAAGCAAUUUGGACUCAAGUCAAUAUGGAUUUCAUUACAGGCCUUCCAAAAUCUUAUGGCAAAGAUGUUAUCUUUAUUGUUGUUGAUAGACUUACAAAAUAUGCACAUUUCAUUGCCUUACAACAUCCUUACUCAGCUCUUACUGUUGCACAAGCUUACAUGGACAAUGUCUUUAAGUUGCAUGGAUUGCCUCAAGAAAUUGUAUCUGACAGGGAUCCCAUUUUUCUUAGUAAUUUUUGGCAGGAGUUGUUCAAACUCCAGGGGGUUGAACUGCAAUGUUCUUCUGCUUAUCAUCCUCAAACUGAUGGGCAAACAGAGGUGGUGAAUAGGUGUCUUGAAAAUUAUUUGAGGUGCAUGACUGGUGAUCGUCCGACGGAGUGGAGCAAGUGGUUACCUCUUGCUGAGUGGUGGUAUAACACUAAUUUUCAUACUGCUACCCAAAUUUCUCCAUUUGAGGCUUUGUAUGGAUUUCCACCACCAUUGCAUAUAGUUUAUGUACCUGGAGAUUCAGAUGUUGCAGCUGUUGAUCAAAGUUUGCAAGCUCGGGAAGCUAUGUUGAAGGUACUGAAAUUUCACCUCACUCGAGCACAGCAUAGAAUGGUACAGCAAGCUGACAAGCAUAGACAAGAACGACAAUUUGCUAUUGGAGAUUGGGUGUAUCUCAAACUUCAACCAUAUAGACAAGAAUCUGUGCAAUCUAGGCCAUCUCACAAACUUGCUGCUAAAUAUUUUGGCCCAUUUCAGGUGAUUGAUAAAGUGGGUAAGGUAGCAUAUAAAUUAGCCUUGCUUGAUUCAUCUCAGAUACAUCCAGUAAUUCAUGUGUCACAGCUAAAGAAAAAGGUUGGAGCAGAAAUUCGAGUGACUAGUCAAUUUCCUGUGGAUUUGCCUUUACCAGUGAUGCUAGAGCCUGUAGCUGUUUUGGGAAGAAAAAUGGUGAAGCAAGGAAAUCGAGCUGCUACUAAGGUGUUAGUCCAGUGGUCUCAUGCUUACCCUGAAGAUGCUACUUGGGAGUAUCUCUACGAUAUUCAACAAUGAUUUCCAAAUUUUCAUCCUUGAGGACAAGGAUGUUUUUGAGGGAAAGGAAUUGAUAUGUAGAAAAAUUUAGAAGUCACGUGCAGGUGGCAUAUGCAGGUGGCAUAUUAGUUACUGUUGGUUUGUGUCAGUUAAUAUGCUAGUAUAAACGUGUUUUGUAACUCUUUUGUUGGGUGUUCAGUUAUUUGGUGUUUCUUCAAUCUUCUUAAACUCCUUUGUAAUUCUCUUGUAUUCCAGACUCUAUUGCAAAGGAUAUAUAUCGAAGAUCCUUUCUCUUUUGUGGAUUUUCCUUGUAUUCCUUUAAAUUCUGUUUACUGGUAUCACACCGCUCACGAUUUGCUUUUGCA